ACUUGCCUUCUGACCCGGAGGUAACUCUGGUCUUUCAUACGGACGCACGUGUCAUUUCUGUUUGGGUUUUACGUUUACCGGAGUGCUGAAAUGGCCAGAUCAAGAAAAGUGGGCAGUCACAAGAGUGGUGGCAAAAAAAAGAAUAUCUCAAAACUGUGGAAAACCAAACGGAGAACAAAGGAUUUGGAUCAGAUUCACGAUGACAUGAAGCCUGGGGUUGCGGAGAAGCUUCUCCACCAAGAAGUUGAUUAUGACAUUGCAGGAAAUGCACAGCAUUACUGCCUUCACUGCGCGAGAUAUUUUAUUGAUCUGAAAAGCUUGAAGGAUCACUUCAAAACAAAAGUGCACAAAAGAAGGUUGAAACAGUUGAGUGAAACACCCUAUACGCAAGCAGAGGCAGAGAGAGCAGCAGGAAUGGGGUCUUACAUCCCCCCCAAGAAACUGGAAGUGAAAACACAACCUUUGGAUGAGGAAAUGAAAUAAAAUUCUUUUACUGUCUUCUGA
Erpetoichthys calabaricus (reedfish) is the source of this 504-nucleotide messenger RNA. It is a transcript of the gene znf593, whose product is annotated as zinc finger protein 593. The transcript is spliced from 4 exons. Lineage: Eukaryota; Metazoa; Chordata; Cladistia; Polypteriformes; Polypteridae. The record is from RefSeq and is a predicted model, not a curated record. Gene Ontology annotation, molecular function: zinc ion binding; nucleic acid binding. Bases 91 to 483 code for a protein of 130 amino acids.